Spirodela intermedia is the source of this 1204-nucleotide messenger RNA. The record is from the annotation of a GenBank genome assembly. Lineage: Eukaryota; Viridiplantae; Streptophyta; Magnoliopsida; Alismatales; Araceae.
AUGCCGACGGCGAAUCCUAGCGCCGCUGACAAGGACGCGGAGCCCUUCGUGGAGGUGGAUCCGUCGGGGCGGUACGGCCGGUACGCCGAUCUACUGGGAACCGGGGCCGUGAAGAAGGUGUACCGCGGCUUCGAUCAGGAGGAAGGUAUCGAGGUAGCCUGGAACCAGGUCCGCCUGAGCUGCUUCAUGGAGGACACUCGAGUGAUCGAUCGGCUCUUCUCCGAGGUCCGGUUGCUCCGCUCCCUCCGCCACGAGAAUAUCAUCACCCUCUAUCAUGUCUGGUUGGACGCCGAGAAAGGCACGCUCAACUUCAUCACGGAGAUCUGCACCUCCGGCAAUCUCCGCGAGUACCGCCGGCGCCACCGGAACGUGUCACUCAAGGCCCUCAAGAAGUGGUCACGGCAGAUCCUGAGGGGCCUCGAAUACCUCCACACGCACGAGCCCUGCAUCAUCCACCGCGACAUUAACUGCAGCAACGUGUUCAUCAACGGUAACGUCGGUCAGGUACCCAACAACCUCCUACCCUAGCCCUAGCCCUAAUCGAUUAGAACUCGCCCCAAAAUGACGCUCAGAUCUUCUCUUCUCUUCUCUUCUCACAGUUAAAUUACUUUGUCUUCGUUGUAAUCUCAUCCUAAAAUCGGCACAAUAUCAGAUGAAUAAUAAACCUUCUUCUUUGUGUUCUUUCUCCCCGGUAGAAUCAAUCAAUCAAUCUCGCCCCCUCCACCACCGAUUCUGCCGUGCGCUUCCUCUCUCUCUCUCUCUCUCUCUCUCUCUCGCUUGCCUCCUCUCUGCGCUGUGCUGAUCAGGAUUUGGGAAACGGAUGUUGCAGGUGAAGAUAGGAGACCUGGGGCUGGCGGCGAUCGUUGAGGAGCAGAGCCACGUGGCGCACUCGCUCCUGGGGACGCCGGAGUUCAUGGCCCCGGAGCUCUACGACGAGGAUUACACGGAGCAGGUGGACAUCUACUCAUUCGGGAUGUGCGUGCUGGAGAUGGUCACCAUGGAGGUCCCCUACAGCGAGUGCGACAGCGUGGCCAAGAUCUACAGGAAGGUCACCGCCGGUCAACGUCCCGCUUCCCUCUCCAACGUGAAGGACCCCGAGACGAGGGCCUUCAUCGAGCGCUGCCUGGGGGCCCCCCGUGCCCGUCCCUCCGCCGCCGACCUCCUCAAGGACCCCUUCUUCUCCGGCCUCGACGCCGAUGCCUGA